AGAUAGUGAAUUCCUAAGUAAUUACCUACGUUAAUCCAACAAAUAGUGGUUACCCAAUGAAAUAGCUUUGUCUGCAAUCAAGUUUUACUAAAAUUGACGUGUUUUUGAAUGAUUCGAGGCCACAAACCGUCUUGAAAAUGUCCACAAAAGCUAGCGAAGAAGAGUCGCAUCAUGACGAGAGUGACAUUACCGAUGAGUUUAUUGAUGAUGAUGGCGAUAAAACGGGAUAUUUUCCGGGAAAAACAAUCACCCUGCAAAUGCUGCUGGGAUCAAAUAUUCUUCAACCUGGAAAAGCAGCGAUGAGCAUUGAAUAUUUGGGUCAAAAGUUUAUCGGCGACUUGCUUCCGGAUGGGAAAAUUAAAUCACACGAAACCGAAACUAUCUUCUGCUCUCCUAGUGCUUGGGCUAUCUAUUGCAAGCGGAUCAUUAAUCCGGACAAAAAAUCCGGAUGCGGUUGGGCCUCAGUCAAGUACAAAGGGCGAAAACUAGAUGCUUACAAAGCAGCUUAUCACCGGAAGCAGUUAUUGAAAGAGAAAGACCACAAGGAUGACAUAGUUCCGAAUGAAGACUUGAUUGAAGAAAUUGAAGAAGAUAAAACAGUAAUGGAACCUCCACCGGUCCGCCGAAAUGUUGUUCAGCACAACACAGUCAGUAACCGAAAUAUUCUUCAUGACGCCAACACGUUAAUCGAGUCGAUUCCGUUUGGUUCAAUCGGUAAAAUGCAACCAUUUCUGGUUUCUGUUAGUACUUCAACGGUUCUAUUGAUGGACUUUCACUGUCACCUGACGAACAACGAAGUCUGCGGCUAUCUCGGUGGAACGUGGGAUAUUAACGCACACAAUCUGUCCAUCACUCAUGCAUUCCCAUGUCGUAACUCACGCUUUGAUCGAGACAAGGCGGCGAUGUGUGAGCUUCAAAUUCAAAAACUGAUGGUCAAGAAAAAUCUUCACCUGGUCGGCUGGUAUCAUUCGCAUCCAAGGUUUCCGGUGCAACCGACACUGCGAGACUGUGAUGCACAGCUGGAGUACCAAAUCAAGCUGAGGGGACCAACGGAGGCAUCCUACACACCGUGCGUGGGAUUUAUUUGCUCUCCAUACAACGACGACAAUCUUACAAUGGAAUCUAGCAUUAUGUCGUUUUGGGUUCUUCCCCCACCAGAAAAUCGUCCGGCUGAAUAUGGACGUCCGAUGCUUAUGUCGUAUAGUUUAGUGCCGGAUGAAACUCUUUCGGAAGACAUAAAGGAGGAAAUGAUGUUGACUGUCGACUACUAUAAGCAAUUUAAACGAGAACUGAUCAACUUCCAAGCCAUUUACAAGAAUGAAAUUACUUAUAUAGAAAAGUUGAAAAAAACUUUGGUGUCUAAAUUUCCACUGGACUCGACCAAUGGCCACUUUUGGAAUUGGAUCCGUGAAUUACUUGGACUGGAUCAUGAAGAAAUUAUGGUAAUUCCCGAACCGCCGCCACCGUCAGCAGUCCCAAUAAACAUACCCAAACUACCGGAACCGAUUUCUGCCCCAAUGGUUGUGAAUUUAACCAACGCAGACGACGCGAGUAUGACCAUGGAGGCUAAAAACGAUGACGAUUUUGACGGGGUCUCUGAAAUGGGCGAUUCAGACGUUAUCUCCCUUAAAGAUGAUGAUCCAAAGGCUUCUUCAUUAGCAAUACCAAGCCUACAGGCACAAUUGAAGCGACCUUCCGGCUUAAACAUGACUCCUUCGCCCUUGUCUAGUUCUUUAGUCGUUUUGCCGCCGAAUCUCAACCAGAACAAUACUGUUGUAGGUCACAACAACAACAAUAACAGCAACAACAACGUUAAUAACAAUCAUGGAGGAUCAAUCACAACUAACACAUCUCCAAGGGACAGUCCUAUUACAAUCCCGUCAAACUCAGCGAGCCCGGCCAAGUUUGAAAUUCCAGUACGAGCAAGCCCUUCACCGGCGAAAUCCGACACUUCGUCAUGUCGUAGUCGUACUCGUAACUCACCAGCUCCCAGUCCAGGAAAGCUGUCAAUUGGUGAUAUCCUCGGAACUGGUAAUCGCAAUAGUCCAACGUUGAGCUCUUUGAUCGGAAAUAUGGGAGGAAAUGCCUCCAAUAUUCAUGAUUUAUAUGCUGCAACGUUCAACUCUCUAGGUGGUUCAAUACCAUCCAAUUUGCUCUCGCAAGAUUACGCCUCUCUAUUUCAAAACACCAAACGCGAUGAGUACGGCCUUUCGGCUUUGAACGCUUUGGCACAGGUAGCAGCUGCAUCAGGGAUAUCUAAUUCGCAAAUAAAUGAGACCCUCUUGCACAGUCUGAAUCGUAGCAUUUCAUCUAAAUCCGGUCAAACAUCAACCGUUACCACCGGUUCGACGACAAUGACGUCUAGCACGGCAUCAGCAUCAUCCUCAAAUGCAGCUGCUGCUGCUAAUUCUUCUGGACUACCUGCUAUUCCCAAUAUGAAGGAGUUCAUGCAGCAGCUCGAAAAAGGAAAUCUCAGUUUACUCAUGCAGUCACAGUAUGCUAACCCGUUAGCCGGCAUGACUGGUCUUUCGGGACAGGCUGCUUCUGGAUCCGGAUCUAUGGGCGGCAUGGGUUCAGGCGGUACAACAGGAACUAGCGGAAAAUCAAGUCGCUCAUCUAGUAAAUCUAGAUCGAAAUCUCAACAGCAGCAGCAAUCUGUUCAACAGCAACUUCAGCAAGCUCAACAGAACCUUUUACAGCAACAGCAACAACAGCAGCAUCAAUCUCUGAUGGACUAUGCCGAUUUUAUGAGCAAAGCAGAUCAAAACAAGCUUGCCGAUUUGAUGAAGUCUCCCGAGUAUUCACAAAUGUUGCUCCAACAAGCGCAAGCGCUGGGCAGUCUUGGAAGUGAAAUAUCCAUUAUCAAAAAACCAUCCUCGAAGGGAUCCUCCGGUGGAUCAGCUAACAAUAACAUCAAUAGUAGUAACAACAGCAACAACAAUAGCAACAGUGCCCCGAGCGGUGGCAACAAGAAGGAUUCGGCUAGUGAUUUGAUUUCAAAAUUGCGCACUAUUUUCUCCACGGAUUCUUACUUGCCACCAAUGCCCACCGCAGCUGAUAUAAAUUUACUAGCCGAUCAGUCACAAAAGGUUCCGGAGAUUCAGCAGAUCCUUAAUUCAGGAAAUUUAGACGACAUCCAGGUUCUGCUGAAAGCGCAAUCCUUGUCGAACAAUACGUUAGAUUUUGCUGCCUUCCUGCAAGGAACUUCUGGUAUUGGAUCUAACGUUGGUGCAGGUGAAGGCAGCAGCAAAUCCAGCCGUAGUGCCGCUGCCAAAGAGGAACGUGAACGUGAAAAGGAAAGAGAACGCGAGCGGGAGCGCGAACGCGAACGCGAGCGUGAAAGGGAACGAGAUAAUGCGAAUGCCGCCGCCGCGGCAGCAGCAGCUGCGGCCGCUGCUAUGAACCCCUAUCUUUCGGCUAGCAAUUUGUCAGCACUGUUUGAACCAGUCCAACGGGCAUCUGGUAAAUCGAGCAGUAAAUCAGACAAAAAUAAGAACUCAGGCAUUGAUCGCAAUAGCACCACUAACGCUGCAUCCAAUCCUGCAGAAAUGUUGAACAGCCUUUUCACGUCGGCUGUUAGUGGUGCUGGAGCGGCUGACAUGAAUGCUCUAUUAUAUGGACAGGGUAAAGUAGCCUCAGAUUUAAGCAUGCUUUUCGGUGCUGUGAGUUCUGCACCGACGUCUUCCGCUAGCUCAAGCACAACUUCAACCGCUGCUGCUGCAGCAGCCGCUAAGCAAAGUCUCGAUUAUCUCUCAAUGUUUCCGAAUUUCUCAUCUGUUAAACUGCCGGAAAUGUCAUCACUCUUUCAGUCGGACAAAUUCGAAAUCCCAGAUCCGCUCGCCAAGGCCACUCUGGAAGCAAACAAUAUGUACCUUGCACCCUCCGCAAGUUUAUUGAAACUUCAGCAAGAAGCGUUCAAUUCAAUGAUGAUGAAACCACCGAAAUCAUCAUCCUCGUCCACAUCAUCAUCAAGCAAAAUUGAAACUCCGCCUCCUAUCGCAGCCUCUCCUGGCGCUCGAUCUACGCCAACCAAGUCCGCUAGCCGCGACAGUCCUUCUCUCGGACCGAAAUACAACUUCAGUGCCGUCGAUUUAGCUGUAUCUAGCGUGCCACUUGCUGCAUCCUCACCGCUGGGCGCGGCCGAUUUAUCUCGUAAAACACCCCAAACACCACCGGUGGACAUGUCUACUCAGCCGACAGGCUCAUCCGGAUCGUCAUCACAGAUCUUACCUCCGUAUAAAAAACGCAUGGAAUUCUCAUCAAUAGCUGAUCUCGUUGCUGCCCCACCCAGCAAGAUGUCGAAAUUGUCAUCCGACAGCAUGGAUCAAUAGACUGUCAGGACGGCUACAGGUCAGUUGACUCACUGAAUGUUUCCCAGUUUUCCAAUUUGUUUGUGAUCGGCAAAAUAUUUUUAUUUCUAUUUAAGAGCCAGACGAAAGCCAUUGAAAAUCGGUUUUCCUAAUUAGGUAUGUUCCAAUAUUCCUUUGGCAAAAGGUACCUAAAGGUUGCUUUUUUUUUAAAUUUGGCUGAUCUGAUUCUUUUAGAUUUACAGUUCUCGACAGUAGCCAGCCAAAAUUUUACUGAUAUUUCACCUAUAUAGCAAUUAUAA
Molecule: messenger RNA, 4609 nt
Organism: Sabethes cyaneus
Lineage: Eukaryota; Metazoa; Arthropoda; Insecta; Diptera; Culicidae
Product: MPN domain-containing protein CG4751
Exons: 7
Coding region: 138-4331 (1397 amino acids)
Biological process (GO): double-strand break repair
Cellular component (GO): BRISC complex; BRCA1-A complex
Molecular function (GO): metallopeptidase activity; polyubiquitin modification-dependent protein binding
Source: RefSeq, a predicted model, not a curated record